Messenger RNA from Prorocentrum cordatum, 291 nucleotides. The record is from the annotation of a GenBank genome assembly. NCBI's taxonomy places the organism in Eukaryota, Dinophyceae, Prorocentrales, Prorocentraceae.
AUGUGGGCCCGGGUGUGCUGGGAGGCAGGAGGCCGUGUCCGCACCAACGUGUACCUGCGCGACAUGAACCUCCUGGGCAUUGCCGCCAACGACGGGCGCCGCACCGAGGCGGCGGCCAACGGACUCGCGCUGAAACAGGCGAGGCGCCGCAAGCAGACGACUUACCCUGAGCUUGUGGGCUCGCGGCGGGGCUACUUGCUUGUGGCCGGAGCAGAGACGGGCGACCGCUGGGACGAGGCGGCGUACAAGCUCCUUGUUACCCUGGCCCGCGCCCGGGCGAGGAGCGCGCCG